Messenger RNA from Saccostrea echinata, 2130 nucleotides. Its product is annotated as polyunsaturated fatty acid 5-lipoxygenase-like. Gene Ontology annotation, biological process: lipid oxidation. Gene Ontology annotation, molecular function: metal ion binding; protein binding; oxidoreductase activity, acting on single donors with incorporation of molecular oxygen, incorporation of two atoms of oxygen. The record is from RefSeq and is a predicted model, not a curated record. The transcript has 16 exons. NCBI's taxonomy places the organism in Eukaryota, Metazoa, Mollusca, Bivalvia, Ostreida, Ostreidae. Bases 1 to 1995 code for a protein of 664 amino acids.
AUGGUCACUUACGAAAUUAAGGUGAAGACCGGGGAUGUGCAGGGGGCGGGUACAGAUGCCAACGUAGAGAUAGUUCUACUGGGUAGCUCUGGGAAGCAAACACAAUCCGCCACUCUUGAUAACAGGUUUAGAAAUGAUUUUGAAAGAUGCCGGACAGAUGUCUUCACCAUAAAAGAUAAAACAGAUAUUCCUGAAGUAACUGAAAUCAAGCUGCGAAGAGACAAAGCGGGUUCCUUCAGCGAUUGGUUUGUCGAAAAGAUCCAAGUAACAAAUUGGAAGAGCGGAUAUACUUCUGUUUUUCCAAUACUUCGAUGGAUUCGUCCUGAUGUUGACCUUUAUUUUGGACGAUAUGAUGCCUCUCUGCCUCAGUUUGAUCCUCGACCAGAACAGCGCAGGGCUGAACUUUAUGAGAAAAGACAACUAUAUGAGUAUGAGGAGAAAAGACCGGGAUUUCCCGUUCAGGUUAAAAACUUCCCCGAGGACGAGGAUUUUUCUUUUUCUCACAAGUUUGAUCUGCUGAAGAAAACCCUUACUCUGAAGGCCGGUAAGGCGUGGGAGAUGAUUUUUGGUGAUGGACCGUGGCAAACUUUAGACGACUUGAAAGAUAUAUACUCGAAAAUAUUUGAAGAGCCCAAGGGGAUGCAGGGUUGGGAGAGUGAUAUUAGUUUUGGCUGGCAGCGAUUAAAUGGUCUCAAUCCAAACAUGAUACGUCUUUGUACCCAUUUACCGGACAAAUUUGGUGUGACUGAAGAAAUGGUUAAACCUUUCCUCGGGGGCCUUACAAUAUCUCAAGCCAUCAGGGAUAAACGUUUGUUCCUCACUGAUCUAGAAACACUGAAUGGGAUUUCUUGUAAAAAAGGUCACCAUUGCAGUGUAGCACCCAUUGGCCUUUUCUUUGUUGAUGUUAGAGGUCAACUGAUGCCAGUAGCGAUACAACUCUUUCAACAGAAGGGACCUGAUAACCCUGUAUUUUUGCCUAGUGAUCCCCCAUAUACCUGGUCGAUGGCCAAAAUGUGGUUUAAUGUGGGGGACUCAAAUCUUCAUCAAACCAUUGCUCAUCUAGGUUGUACACACCUAAUUUUGGAGAGUGAAUGUGUAGCAGCCAAUAGAUGUCUAUCUCCUUCACAUCCCAUGUUUAAACUGUUGGCUCCUCAUCUUCUCUACAUUAUUGCAGUCAAUGACGGCGGUCUUGAAGUACUUCUAGAGCCUGAAGGAAUAUUCAAUACAUUGACAGUGAUCGGAAGCAAGGGUAGUGCGGAGCUCAUUGCCAAAGGAACAAGUUCCUGGAGAAUGGAUGUAGAAGGAACAUAUCCAGAAUUUUUGAAACACAGAGGGCUAUAUUGCAAGGAUGGAAAAAUUCUGCAAACGUUUUACCAGCGUGACGAUAGUCUAGAUUUGUAUGAAGCCAUUCACAGCUACGUCAGCAAUUACGUCACUCUCUAUUACGACACUAAUGAUAAAAUUAUCGAGGACGAUGAAAUUCAAAAGUUUGGACGUGAAUUGUCAAUCCCAAAGUCUGAAGGAGGUUGCGGAAUUUUGGGUGUUCCUCUCAAAGACGGGAAGUUCAGUUCAACCGACCAGGUGGCGCUCGCCUUCACUUCCGUUAUUUUUACCAGUAGUGUUGUACAUGCCGCUAUCAAUUUUCCUCAGUAUGAUACGUACGGAUUCCCCCCUAACUAUCCGACCAAACUCAAGGGAAAGCCUCCCAUAGAUAAGAGGCCCUUGAAGGAAGAGGACGUCGUUAAGGCCCUAGUUGACAAGUCUACGGCACUGGAAGUCUUGAUUUUUGUAUCAAUUUUGAGUGAAAGAGUCACCAACGCUCUAGGAGACUUUGAAGUGGACUAUAUAUAUGAUCCACCAGCAGUAGAAAUCGUAAAGGAAUUCAGACAAAAUUUGAAAAACAUCAGUUCAAAGAUCCGUGAUAGAAAUAAGAAGUUGGUUAGAAAGUAUGACUAUCUUCUGCCAGAGGAAAUCCCAAAUUCCACCAGCAUUUGAUUCUCUUUGGUGUUUUUAAGUUUUCUAUUUACAUACUCUUCAUAUGAUAUAAAUAUUGUUAAAUUUUUAGGGAUGUCAAAUCGGUCAAUUUUUGAUAAUCGGUUACUCGAACGUUUUUCCGAUCGAGUACCCGGG